AUGGAUUCCUCGCCCAAACUCGAUAUCCGGCCGUCGGUCAGCGACGCGCGCAGGCUCUUUGAGCAGACCAGCCAAGCCGCACUGCGCCCAACGCUCCUGCCCGUCUGCACGUCGCUCCCCUCGGACUUGCUAACCCCAUCGGCCAUCUACCUGAAGCUGUCUGCAGGCGCCACCGCUGAAUAUUCAUUCCUCCUCGAGAGUGCAACGGGAAGCACCGAGACGGUAGGGCGGUAUAGCUUCAUUGGAGCCAACCCGAGGAAGGUGCUGCAAACCGGGCCUGGAUAUGGCCAUGUCGGCGACCCCCUUCAGGCCUUGCAAGCUGAGCUUGCCCAAGACCGGACUCUUAGCAUCCCGUCCCUCAAGCUCCCCACACUAACUGGAGGUGCUGUCGGCUAUGUCUCGUACGACUGCGUCAAGUACUUUGAGCCAAAAACAGCCAGGCCGCUCAAAGACAACUUGCAUAUCCCAGAGGCGCUUUUCAUGUUAUUCGACACUGUUGUGGCAUAUGACCACUUCUUCUUGACCCUCACUGUGGUUACGCACAUGCGGCUUCCUAAUGGCUCAACGGACGAUUUUCAAGCACGGUACGAUGAGGCGUGCGCGACAAUCAGGUCGACUAUCGAUCUCAUCCAACAUCCGGACACGCCCCUACCCCCAACGAACCCCAGCAUCCCAGUGUCCGAACAGCAAUACUCAUCCAAUGUUGGCCGGCACGGCUACGAGUCCUUCGUGACCAACCUGAAGGAACACAUCGUCAAGGGAGACAUCAUCCAAGCCGUGCCGUCCCAGCGCUUCUCUCGCAGCACGAGCCUCCACCCGUUCAAUAUCUACCGGACCCUGCGGACGCUGAACCCCUCGCCAUAUCUUUUCUUCCUCUCCUGCUCCGACUUCCACAUCGUCGGCGCCUCGCCCGAAUGCCUCAUGAAGACAGACGGGUACGCGUCGCUGCCGAUCGACUCGAGGUUCGGCUACAGCGAGGCCGAAGCCCGCUCGCGGCCGCGGAUCGUGAACCACGCAAUUGCAGGCACCAUCCGCCGGGGUGCCAACCCGGCCGAGGACGACGUGCUCGCCGCCGAGCUGCAGAACUCGGCUAAAGACCGCGCCGAGCACGUCAUGCUCGUGGACUUGGCGCGAAACGACGUCAACCGCGUCUGCCACCCGUCCACCGUCACCGUCGACCGGCUCAUGCGCAUUGACCGGUUCUCGCACGUGCAGCACUUGACCUCGGAGGUGUCUGGGCUCCUGCGGCCCGAGUGCACCCGCUGGGACGCCAUGCGGUCCAUCUUCCCGGCUGGCACUGUGUCGGGGGCGCCCAAGAUCCGCGCCAUGGAGCUGAUCUAUGACCUCGAGCAGGAGAAGCGCGGCAUCUACGCGGGCGCGGCUGGCUGGUUUGCGUACGAUGUUGUCCGGGUCGAGGCGCCGUCGGCAGACGGCGCGGUAGAGGUUGUCGUGGAUGAAGGCCAGAUGGACACGUGCAUUGCAAUCCGCACCAUGCUGGUGAAGGAGGGCGUGGCGUAUCUGCAGGCCGGCGGCGGCAUUGUCUUUGACAGCGAGAAGACGGAGGAGUGGAUGGAGACGAUGAACAAGCUGGCGGCCAACCUGCGGUGCAUCGAGCUGGCGGAGAAGUAUCACGGAGACGGCCUAGGGUCGAAGUCGGUGCAGGACAUUAUUGAAGAUGAGCGGAGGAAGGGCGAUGAGCAUUAUCGUCUGCAAACCAACCCCGGGGCUUGA
Molecule: messenger RNA, 1731 nt
Organism: Lasiosphaeria miniovina
Lineage: Eukaryota; Fungi; Ascomycota; Sordariomycetes; Sordariales; Lasiosphaeriaceae
Product: ADC synthase
Exons: 3
Coding region: 1-1731 (576 amino acids)
Biological process (GO): L-tryptophan biosynthetic process
Source: RefSeq, a predicted model, not a curated record